Ambispora leptoticha is the source of this 432-nucleotide messenger RNA. The record is from the annotation of a GenBank genome assembly. NCBI's taxonomy places the organism in Eukaryota, Fungi, Glomeromycota, Glomeromycetes, Archaeosporales, Ambisporaceae.
UAUUUAAUAACGAUGAAUGAAAAUACAGAUAAAAAUGUACUUUUUGAUAGUAUUUUUAUUGAAACUCAUUCCGAAUUAACUACUUUAAAUGAUGAGUUUAACGAGUUAUAUAAACGUUAUAAUACAAAUGAAAAUGACGAUGAAUUAUUAGUAAAUGAGGAAGAGUUUUUUAUUGAAAAUCAGACAAGUAAUGAUAAUAUAAUAGAACAAGUUGAUAGUUUUGAGUCUGAUUGUUUUACACAUCAAGAAAUUGCACUAUUUCAUCAAAUUUAUCAAACCAAUUUAAUACAACACUUUAUUGAACACGACGAAAAAAAAGAUCAAAUGUCUGUACAAGAUAACCAAGCAUUUCUAACAAAAAUCCAGCAAACAGUUUGCUGUCAAAAAAAAUGUUUCAGUACUUCUAUUAACUAUGGUGAAGCUCUUAAAUGA